AAAAAUGUUUACCACAUUAUUUACUGAAUCAAAACAUAAAAAAAAUGGAAAAGCAUGUCGAUGUAGGUAGACAAAACGAUGACGAUGACCUAGACGAGCAAAUUAAAAAGCCUAAAAUUAUUAAGAGUGUUUUAAAAAAUUCAGACGAAAAAAGACUUAUUGUGAUACUAGAAAAGGCAUCAUUAGAAACUGUUAAGGUGGGGCAGAAAUUUGAACUUCUGUGUUGUGACCGACACAAGAAUAUUGGGAAACGAAUCAAAAAAGAUAUAUCAACAUGUCGACCAGAUAUUACUCACCAGUGUCUCUUGAUGCUUAUGGAUUCACCUUUAAACAGAGCUAACUUGUUACAAGUUUAUGUUAAAACAGAAAGAAAUGUCUUGAUAGAAAUCAACCCUCAAACCAGGAUACCAAGAACUUUUGAUAGGUUUUGUGGCUUAAUGGUUCAGUUGCUGGAUAAACUUAGUAUCCGAGCAAGUGAUGGCCCACAGAAACUGUUAAAGGUGAUUAAAAAUCCAGUUAGUGAUCACCUUCCCACUGGUUGUCCCAAGUAUGCCAUGUCAUAUAGUGCAGAAGAAGUGAUAGAUGUUCGAGACUAUGUCCCUAAAGAUGGUCCUGCUGUUUUUGUUAUUGGUGCUAUGGCUCAUGGAAGUGUGACUCCAGAUUACACUGAGAAAACUUUCUCCAUCAGCAACUAUCCUUUGUCGGCUGCUAUUACAUGUUCCAAAGUUUGUACUGCCUUUGAAGAAGUCUGGGGGGUGAAAUAAAAUCUCUUAGUAGUUUUUAA
Molecule: messenger RNA, 784 nt
Organism: Biomphalaria glabrata
Lineage: Eukaryota; Metazoa; Mollusca; Gastropoda; Planorbidae
Product: ribosomal RNA small subunit methyltransferase NEP1-like
Exons: 6
Coding region: 45-764 (239 amino acids)
Biological process (GO): rRNA base methylation
Cellular component (GO): nucleolus; small-subunit processome
Molecular function (GO): rRNA (pseudouridine) methyltransferase activity; rRNA binding
Source: RefSeq, a predicted model, not a curated record